CAUCAAAAAAAAUUCACCUCUUACAAUAUUAGCCUUGAACGAACGACUCUAUUUAAUCAUAAUUUGGCUGCUGGAUCCGGUCGCGACAACUUCUUCUCGCGUCCUUCCAACAUACAAGGAUAGAUAAUCAAAUUUAUUUGAUUUCUUCUUUGCGUCCUAGGCCCUGCGAUCUAAGCACUUUCAACCAAGUCUUUAAAAAAAAACUCCACGUCUUUUUGACUUCAUCGUCACUUUUUCAACCCCCCCCAAAGGCGGGGCAUUUCUUCCACAUCCCCCACAAACUAUACCACACACAUACGAGCCGUAUACUUUGCAAGCCACCCAACAUGGCGCCUUCAUUUGAUCAUCUGCGCGACGCGGAUGUCGACGAGGAUGAUUACGACGAGGAUGAGAUCGACAUUAGCGAUCUGCGCGAGAAGUACGAGGUUCAACUUGAGCUGGGCUACGACACCUUCAUCGUCAUCGAUGGCCUUCCCGAGGUCACCGAGGAUCAAAAACCCAAGCUGGUCAAAUUUUUAUUGAAGAAACUGAACCAGGUCGGAAAGACCCGAGAAGAUCAAGUUUACAUGCCUAUGGAAGAUGGCAAGUCUCUUCGAUUUGCCUUCGUCGAAUAUACCUCCCCCGCCGAAGCCGCUGCCGCUGUCAGACAGCUCGACAUGGUGCCUCUCGACAAGAAACACACCCUUAGGGUUAAUAAGAUGACCGACAUUGACCGCUAUGGCCGAGAAGGACGCGUAAACGAAACCUAUGUGCCCCCUGAGAUCGAGGAAUUUACCGAAAAGGAGCACCUACGUUCAUUCCUGGCUGACCCGAGCGGCCGCGGCCGCGAUCAAUUCGCCAUGUAUCGGGGAGAUGUCGUUGGCGUGUUUUGGAACAACGAGAGGGACCCCCCCGAGAAUAUUGUCGACCGACAGCACUGGACCGAGAGCUUCGUACAAUGGUCGCCCUUGGGAACAUUUUUGGUAUCCGUCCAUCAACAAGGUGUGCAACUCUGGGGCGGUGCCUCAUGGUCUCGGCAGAAACGAUUCGCGCAUCCGUUCGUCAACAUGCUCGACUUUUCCCCGAACGAGAAAUACAUCGUCACGUGGUCCAACAGGCCUAUCUCCAUACCUGAUGAGGGACAUCCUCAACUGUCAAUAGACGAGGAUGGCAAAAACUAUGUGAUCUGGGACCUUGAGACUGCUAAGCCACUCCGAUCGUUUGCCAAUCUAGACCUACCAGCCACCAACGAUGCCCAUGCGGCCGGAGCGAAGCCCCCACCAAAAUUCCCCUGGCCGGCAUUUAAGUGGUCAUCUGACGACAAGUACGUAGCAAGAAUGACCCAAGGUUCCUCCAUCUCCGUCUAUGAAUUGCCUCGCAUGAAUUUAUUAGAUAAGACGACCAUUAAGGUGGAAGGUGUCAUGGACUUUGAAUGGGCACCUUCAACCCCGCAAAGAGAGGGUGUGAAAACGUACGAGCAGCUCUUCUGUUUCUGGACUCCAGAGAUUGGCAGCAAUCCUGCUAAAGUUGGCCUGAUGAGCAUCCCCUCCAAGGAGAUUGUCCGAUCGUUGAAUCUUUUUAGCGUCACCGAUGCCAAGCUCCAUUGGCAAUCGGAUGCUACGUAUCUCUCUGUUAAGGUGGAUAGACACUCCAAAUCCAAGAAGUCACAGGCUACUACUCUUGAGAUCUUCCGCAUCAGAGAAAAGGGCGUGCCAGUCGAAGUGGUCGACACAAUCAAGGAUACGGUCAUCAAUUUUGCUUGGGAACCUAAGGGAGAACGCUUCGUCAUCAUCACGACCCCUGAGCCGACGGGCCCCACCGCCGUCGCCCCCAAGACUUCUGUAUCGUUCUUUUGUCCCGAAAAGGUCAAGGGGUCCGCUGUAGGUAACUACAAGCACCUUCGGACACUAGAGAAGAAAAACAGUAACGCCAUCUAUUGGUCUCCUCGCGGCCGUUUCGUGGUUGUUGCGACGGUUGCUAACCAGCAGAGUUCCGACCUCGAGUUCUUCGACCUUGACUUUGAGGGCGAAAAGCCUGAAAGUGAUAAGGAUCUUACCGCCAACCUGCAACUCAUGAACACGGCAGACCAUUAUGGUGUUACUGAUGUGCAAUGGGACCCAUCAGGCCGCUUCGUGGCUUCCUGGGCAUCUGUAUGGAAGCAUACAAUGGAAAAUGGGUACCAUAUCUACGACUUCAGGGGUGAAUUAUUACGAGAGGAACCCAUUGAAAAGUUCCGCCAGUGGUUAUGGCGGCCCCGACCUGCGACUCUUCUCUCCAAGGAUGAGCAGAAGCAAAUUCGCAAGAACCUCAGAGAGUACUCUAAAGUUUUCGAGCUGGAAGAUGCGGAACGUGGAGCGUCUGCCGACUUGGCGGUGGUUGAGGCCAGAAGACGCCUGCUCGAUGAAUGGCUGGCAUGGCGUGCGUCAGUCGAGGAGGAGCUGGAGGAGGAGAGGGUCGAACUAGGCUUGCCAAAACACCCUGUCGAGACUACACCGGACAAUGGCGAGGAACAGGUGAUCGAGGAGAUUGUGGAAGAAGUGCUUGAGGAGAAUGAGGAGAUUGUUCCUUGAAGAGAGCACUCGGUGUGAUGGGAAAAUGGCUAGCAACGAACGGCGUUCUGUGUACUGUGUAAAGGCAUAUUGAGAUUUGCUGCUAGCAUACUAAGAAAAAUAAGGCCUUAGAGAUGGCUGAUAUUCUAGUGAAUCCAAAGCUUCGCUUUUGGAUAUAUGGUUUCUACGCUACCUACCCUACCCUGAUGUUUUUUUUUUUGUUUUUUUUUAACAAAAAAAAAAGAAAAGCAUCGCUGUUCGAUGUAGAUUUCAUUAACCUCGCAAAC
Messenger RNA from Hypoxylon fragiforme, 2815 nucleotides. RefSeq names its product eukaryotic translation initiation factor 3. Gene Ontology annotation, cellular component: eukaryotic translation initiation factor 3 complex. Gene Ontology annotation, biological process: translational initiation. The transcript has 3 exons. Lineage: Eukaryota; Fungi; Ascomycota; Sordariomycetes; Xylariales; Hypoxylaceae. The coding region runs from base 327 to 2549 and encodes 740 amino acids. Gene Ontology annotation, molecular function: translation initiation factor activity; translation initiation factor binding; RNA binding. The record is from RefSeq and is a predicted model, not a curated record.